AUGACGGUUUUUAUCGCAUCCCUGUUCCUUCCAUACACCAUUGACUUUAAGUCAACAGGUUUGAAAAAUGGAAGUGCUCGUCGUCGCAAGUCGUCACCUAGUUACUCAGCCGUCGAUGGAUCAGGUCCCAUGCCUAUCAUUGGACGCUUGGCUGAUAGCCGCAAGCCACGUCAGAGAUCUACAAGUCUGGAAUUGACCCCAGGGGCAACCACAGAAGACGAAAAGAUCUUUAAAGCUUAUGUCUCACAUUUUGCCGGGGAGAUCCCUAUUGCAGAAGCACCUAAGGGACCUGGUCCCAAUGAACCUCGCGCUGUACCAUGGGGUCAAAGCCGCAAGUUCAAUCAACCACGCUCGAAGGCAACAACGCAUCCUCAGCCAUCGAUUCUUAGCCGUCCAAGCUCACGGCAGGAAUCUAAAGAAUCUGCCUUCCUAGCUGGUGGAGGGGUGAGUCUUCCUCCCGCCCCGCCAGAAUUAGGCAGCCCUCGUGCACUGCUCUCGGCCGAGGACUGGGUCGUCAAGGCAGCAGAGCAAGGGCAUGGCGGUCUCCAGAAUGCCAUUCAUGCUGCGGAAGCUGCAGGCAUCCUUGAAAACAAGAUGUGGGUGGGGACACCAGGAAUGCCCACUGAUUCCUUGACGGAUAUGACACGAAGCCUCAUCGAUGAGACUCUCAGGGCUGAGUACGAGUCCCUGACUGUAUUCGUUGGUGACAGUGAAUUUGAGGGCCACUAUGCGCAUUUCUGUCGCUCUGUACUAUGGCCUGCUCUUCAUUAUCAGAUGCAAGAAAGUCCUCGUCAUAAUGAGUACGAUGAUUAUUCCUGGAAGCAGUAUCUCAAGGUGAACGAGGCUUUCGCCAACACCAUUGCAAACAACUGGCGUCCAGGUGACACAAUCUGGGUUCAUGAUUACCAUUUACUGGCCCUUCCUGGACUUCUGAGGAAAAAGCUGCCUCGGGCCAGGAUCGGAUUCUUCUUGCACACAGCGUUCCCAUCCUCCGAAAUCUUCCGCUGCUUGAAUUCACGCGAUGCACUGCUAGAUGGUCUCCUCGGGGCCGACUUGAUCGGUUUUCAGACUGAAGAGUAUUGCUACCACUUCAUCCAUUCCUGCAGUCGGCUUCGAAGAUUGGAGGUGUCUGUUGAUGGCGUUCAGGUCAAUGAUCGGUUUGUGCACGUCAAGAACUACCCUCUAGGGAUUGACUAUGAGUCGCUCAAUGUGCUGCGCGAAUCUGUUGAGGUCAAAGACUGGAUUUUGAACAUCAGAGAGAAGUACAAAGGAAAGCACCUCAUAGUGGCUCGUGACCGACUCGAUGCGCCUGGGGGGAUCAAGCAGAAGCUCCUGGCAUUUGAGCUUUUCUUAGAAAGCUAUCCCAAAUGGAGAGAAAACGUUGUUCUUGUUCAGGUGGCGUCCUCUGCAUCGGAGAUUCCAGAACUCGAAGCGCAGGUUUCCAAGGUAGCCAUGCGAAUCAAUUCGAUUUAUUCGAACUUAACACACUCGCCUCUGGUGCUCCUGAAACAAGACAUCAGCUAUUCUCAAUUUCUCGCUCUCCUGAGCGUGGCGGAGAUCUACAUGGCCACAAACCUCCGCGAAGGCAUGAAUCUUACGAGUCAUGACUUUAUUCAUUGCCAAGAUGGGCAACUCGUUUCCCAGAAACAUGGAACCCUCAUAUUGAGCGAGUUCACCGGCAGUGCAUCCAUUUUCCAAGGUCACGAACUCAUCGUCAACCCAUGGGACUCCAAACAAUGCGCUGAUGCCAUAAACACGGCGCUGGACAUGUCGCCUGAACAGCGUCAACACAACUGGGAAUUCCUUUUGAACCGCAAAGCUCCCUACACAGCAAUUUCUUGGUACUCAACCCUACAAUCCGCACUCAUUGAAGCCCAUAGCAUGCAGCAAUCUCGCCACACACACCACGUCGCUCCGCUCCACUUCGACACCCUGCAAGAGUCAUACGAAGCAUCCCAUAAACGAAUCUUUUUCCUCGAAGAUGGCGCAACCUUUACCCCUGACAAAUCCCAUCCAUCCAAAGAAGCAACUGACCUCAUCCAAGCCCUAGUCCUCGACCCAAAGAACACAGUCUAUCUAACUAGCAACAACAGUCCAGACCAACUGAACUCAACAGCUCGACUCCUCUCCAGCCGCAUAGGACUAAUCGCCGAAAAUGGCUGCUUCGUUAAACCCGCCCCUCAAAUCAGUUCCUCAGUUCACGAGGAAAGUGAAUCAGAUCCAUGGGAAGCUCUCGUUGAUGUGGAAGGCACAAGUGACUGGCGCGCCGGUAUCCGCAAGGUAAUCGAAUACUUUCAAGAACGCACAGACGGCAGUAUCAUCGAAGAGCGCCGCUGCACACUAACAUUCGACUACACGAACGCACUCGAUCAGGAAACCGCCGCACACCAGGCCUCCGAGCUCGCAGACCAAAUUAACGGCGCCCGUGGCAGUGAAGCAAUUCGCGUCGUGCGGGAUGUAGUAGCCGUCAGUGUGGAACCAUUGCACGCGUCCAAGGCUGCAGCGGCCUCGAUGCUGCUGGAUCGUCUACCAGCUGAAGACUCCGCGGACUUUAUCUUUGUGGCGGGUGGAGCGAGAGGAGAUGAGAGUUUAUUCCGUUGGGCGAAUCGAUUGAGCCGUGUGAGCUCGAAUGGGCAUGUCAAUGGGAAUGGGAAUGGGAAUGGGGUUGGCAAUGGUCAUCGCAAUGGAACAAAUGGCUCUGUCAAUGGCUCUGCCACAAAUGGGUCUAGGACUAGAUCGAUUACAACUCUCACGGCUGGUACGCAUGCUACUGAAGCAAGUGCAGUCUUACCGACUGGGUUCUCGUUACUGGAUGUACUCCGGCUACUGGCUUUCCCUCAUCUUGUCGGAGUGGCUUCAAGAUGCAGUGAUCUGUGA
Penicillium malachiteum is the source of this 2877-nucleotide messenger RNA. RefSeq names its product trehalose-6-phosphate synthase. Gene Ontology annotation, biological process: trehalose biosynthetic process. Gene Ontology annotation, cellular component: cytosol; alpha,alpha-trehalose-phosphate synthase complex (UDP-forming). The record is from RefSeq and is a predicted model, not a curated record. Gene Ontology annotation, molecular function: catalytic activity. The transcript is spliced from 3 exons. NCBI's taxonomy places the organism in Eukaryota, Fungi, Ascomycota, Eurotiomycetes, Eurotiales, Aspergillaceae. The coding region runs from base 1 to 2877 and encodes 958 amino acids.